AAGGUCGACCGCAUGCGGCUCGAGGCCUUCUCGCGAAGACGUCGAUCCAGCCGCGGUGAAUUCGUUCGACUGUUUUCAUCGUCUGGCAGCUGUUAUCCAGCUCCGUUUCUCUGCAGCAUUCACUGCUCCGCGUCCCGGGGCGCGACUGCUUACAUUUAUCGAUUUAAACCAAGUCUCGAUAUGAUGGAGCAAAUGACGGAGAACGAUGUAGACGGAAUUGCCGACGAGGAUAACGGAAAAAGGUUAUAUCCGAAUACCGAGAUAAGCAGUGAUCACGAAACUUUUGCCCCGAAGGAUGAGCAAUUUCAAGAAGCGGAGGAAAGAGACGAGCCGGAAGAAGAAAGGGGCAUUUACAGAAUGGAUGAGUUUUUUAUCGGGGAAGAGAAACUGGAGGAACGUGAGUACGAAGAGGAAAGAUAUGAAGAACAGAGCCUCGGAGACGAGGAAGUGGAAGACGAGAGGGCUGUACCGGCCGCUGCGACAAUCUCCGCGGCAGAAAAGCCCGAAGAGGAAGUGCAAGAUGCGGCGGAGGCCGAUCACGUGCUCGCUGAGAUACCAGUCGAGGUUCGCAUAAACUUGUCAUUCUGCGUCAUUCUACCCGUGGAAUUACUGCACCUCACGACCUUCGUAAUAUUCUAA
Molecule: messenger RNA, 639 nt
Organism: Linepithema humile (Argentine ant)
Lineage: Eukaryota; Metazoa; Arthropoda; Insecta; Hymenoptera; Formicidae
Product: cilia- and flagella-associated protein 184-like
Biological process (GO): cilium assembly
Cellular component (GO): ciliary basal body; axoneme
Source: RefSeq, a predicted model, not a curated record